GAAAAACAUCUUGUGCAAGUGUCUCAAGAGGCUGAGAGAAGAAGAAGGUCAGAGUUUCGAACCCUGUGUCUUCAGAAACCAAAAGACAGUGACAGCAUUCAGUCUUUUAAUGGAAGCACCAGUGGGAGCAGCUCAAGCACUGACAUGACUCCAAGAAGCUGUUUGACAACUGGGUGGUCCUCCUCCUUUAAACUGUCUUCAGGUCUUACAACAUCAAGACCAGAGAAGAUGAACCUCUCUCCCUCUCAGACCCCAGUGACACGUCUCUUGAUCCCGUCCUUUUCCUUAAAGAGGAAACAUGAAGCACUUCACUUCCAAAAUCCUAAAAUCCACCUAAAAAGAUGUAAAAAAUGGGAACCACCUCGCUCCUCUAAAGAAAGCAUAGCGGGAGGAAGUGGAGUUGGGGAGCAAAGCUGGAGAAAGAUGGGACCUGCUGUGACAAAGGAAAGGUGCGAAGAAUCAGAUCGCCUUGCUUCUGAACAAACCACAGCGUCUGUACUCUGCAAACUGUCCAAACACAAACGAGCCACAAACAAACCCAAAUCAUCCCACAAGGGAAGCGGCAAGACUAAAAGGAAAUCCCAAGCUUCCUGUUUAACCACAAAUCUGACAUCAGAUCCCAGAGUGAAGAAUUCUGAGAAGCUCAGUGAUGAUGAUAAGAGGCAGAUGCUUGAUGAGGCUGGACGGGCCAAAGUUCUGGUCAUGACUAUGGUGUACCAGGAUGGAACCACUCAGUUAGACCCAGAACAGAAGCUUAGUCCUCCAGCAUGUGGCCUCCUGAUACUGAUAACAAAUGAUGUGGACCGCAGUACACCAGAAGACUCACUCCGACCGGGCGAUAGUCUGGUCUACUUACAACUGGAGCCGCGCACUCAGUGCACCCAAAAGCUCUUUACCAGAGAUUUCUUGAUACAGGCACUUUCAGGACCUCAGUUUGUAAUUUGCUACAAAGCCAAGGAUUUGCUUCGCACAGUUCUGAAGUUUUUCGGAGGAGAUCUCAGCUGGAAACAAGUGGCAGGUUGUCGUAUCCACGACCCACAAGUUUCAGGGUGGCUUUUGGACCCUGCAGAUCCAUCAUCUUGCUUCCAGGACCUUGUCAAAAGACACUGCAAGAGACCCUGUAAAACUUAUCUAGCGGGUGGAAAGAAGGUUUCUCAGGCGAUCUUGGGUCUGUCUGUGCUCCACUGCCUGAAUGUGGAGCUUUGCACCAAACUGCAGGUUCAGGCUCUGUGGGAGCUGUACUCACACAUGGAGAUGAAGAUGAUCCCUGUCCUGGCAGCGAUGGAGAGUCACUGCAUCUGUGUGGACAGAGAGGCUCUGAGGAGAACGUCAGACUUGCUGGGGACGAAGAUGAAGCAGUUGGAAGAGGACGCCCAUCAGGCGGCAGGACAAAUAUUCCUCGUCACCAGCAACACCCAGCUCCGAACAGUUUUAUUUGAGAAGCUGCGCCUCCAUGAGCACUGUGAGAACAAAAAGCUUCCAAAGACCAUCAACAGACAGCAGCAGUCGACAUCGGAAGCAGUGUUGUUGCAGCUUCAGGACCUACAUCCUCUACCGAAGAUCGUUCUGGAGUACCGACAGGUUCACAAGAUCAAGUCGACGUUUGUCGAUGGGAUUCUCUCGUGCAUGAGUGAGAACUAUAUUUCUUCAACAUGGUGCCAGACAAGUGUGGUGACGGGGAGAAUCUCAGCCAAACACCCAAACUUCCAGGCACUGCCACGACAGCCGGUUGAGAUCACCAAACAGCAGCCCACCCAAGGCAAAGAGGAGGUUUUGACCGUUCAUCCUCGGGCGAUGUUUGUUCCUCAUGAAGGCUGGACAUUCCUUGCUGCAGACUUCUGCCAGGUGGAGCUUCGCCUGCUGGCUCACCUCUCCUCUGACCCUGAACUGCUCCGCAUUUUUACAAACCCAGAGGCCGACAUCUUUUCCAUGCUGGCCUCUCAGUGGAAGAGGAUGAGUCAAGACGAUGUGACUUUGGAGGACCGUGAACAUGCCAAACGUGUUGUCUACUCUGUUGUAUACGGAGCAGGUCGUGAGCGUCUGUCGGGUAUCCUGGGUGUGAGCACCGAACAGGCCAGCCGCUUCCAGGACAGCUUCCUUCAGACCUACAGGGAGGUCCAGGCCUUCAUCCACAGGACCAUCCAGCUGUGCCACAAACAAGGCUACGUGUGGUCUAUCAUGGGUCGACGGCGUACGCUUGCUAAUAUCAACUCCCCAGACUGGGGCGUCCGCAUGCAAGCUGAAAGGCAAGCUGUCAACUUUGUGGUCCAAGGUUCGGCUGCUGAUCUCUGUAAGAUGGCCAUGAUCAACAUCUUCCAGCAGAUCUCCUCCUCCACUUCGCUGUCUGCCAGGCUGAUAGCUCAGCUCCAUGACGAGCUUGUCUAUGAAGUGGAGGAUUCCCAGGUGGAACAGUUCGCAGCUCUUGUGAGGACCACGAUGGAGUCUCUCCAGCACAUGGACGAUCUCGGAGUCCAUCUCAAGGUUCCCCUGAAGGUGGCAGUCUCCAGUGGGAAGUCCUGGGGUUCCAUGUCUGAGAUGAACCUCCCAACAGCACCUCCCUCUGCUCCCUCCCUCUAGCUCUUUGUUUCCCUCCUCCGUUUUCUUACCACCUCUCAGUUUUAAGGGGACAUUUCUUUGGCCGCUGCUGGCGUUUGCUCCACCCUCUGUGGGUGUCGUUCUCAGUUCCUCUCCCUCAUACUUCAAAUGCCUCUCUCCAUCUCUCCCCAUCUCUCUCUCUCUCUCUCUCCUUCUCUCUCCUUGCUCGUCUUGCAUCGAUGUUGCUAUGGAAACCAGGCAGUUGUAGCUCCUUCCAAGCUCAUAGUUCUCAUUUUUGCUCCAUCCGUAUCCGGGGGCAACGGCAGGAGCUGCAGACUGGAUUGCACCAGUUCUUUUUUUAUCCUUCAUAAUGCACCCCCACCCCCCAGAUAAAAGUCCUGGUUUUUCUCCUCGCUGCCUCCGUUUUCACGCCAUCUCGUCAGUGCCUUUUUUCUGUAGGUGAAGCUAAAGUGUUCAGUAUUUGGUCGCCUACAAAAUUAUUUUUAGGUGCAGUUUUCACACCGUGUUGGCCACCGUAGAGCCGUUGUGAGCCUGAAAUAUUCUGUGUUCUGUUUGAGGCUGAGUUGUAUUUGUGUUUCCUUCAAACUGAAAUAAAUCUCACAGUUUCUACAUUCUGGAAAUCUUUACUUGAAAAAAAUGAACUGAAUUUGUGAGACGGAGCGGAAUGUCGACACCGUCACAGUGAUUAUGGAGCCGGUGGUCGAUC
Molecule: messenger RNA, 3262 nt
Organism: Thalassophryne amazonica
Lineage: Eukaryota; Metazoa; Chordata; Actinopteri; Batrachoidiformes; Batrachoididae
Gene: poln
Product: polymerase (DNA directed) nu
Exons: 23
Coding region: 145-2577 (810 amino acids)
Biological process (GO): DNA-templated DNA replication; double-strand break repair
Molecular function (GO): DNA-directed DNA polymerase activity; DNA binding
Source: RefSeq, a predicted model, not a curated record